Podospora bellae-mahoneyi is the source of this 372-nucleotide messenger RNA. RefSeq lists its product as uncharacterized. The transcript has a single exon. The coding region runs from base 1 to 372 and encodes 123 amino acids. The record is from RefSeq and is a predicted model, not a curated record. NCBI's taxonomy places the organism in Eukaryota, Fungi, Ascomycota, Sordariomycetes, Sordariales, Podosporaceae.
AUGAUUCACCAGACCAUCAACGCCCUUCUAGAGGUCAAGAAAGUAGCACCAGAUGACCUUCUCGACGAGCCGCAAGGACCCUCGCCGAAGGAAGACCAUCUGAUAUUCACGACACCCCAGUAUCCCCAGAUUCUAGAACGCGGACAAGAAUUCUUCGAGUGCAUCUACGGUAAAAUAACCAAGAGAGUCAUGGGUCAAAUGGACCGAUCAGGAACCGAAGACCUCGGCCUCGUCGCUCGCCUGGUAUAUGGUUACAUUCUCAGCAACACCAAUGUCCUCGGCCCCAUCGAGACUUCCUAUGUCAUGAUUGCUGGAUUGAUAUCACAAGAUGUGAGGUUGAUGCUGUGUCUCGCUGGCCCCAAUCAAAGCUGA